Molecule: messenger RNA, 204 nt
Organism: Entrophospora sp. SA101
Lineage: Eukaryota; Fungi; Glomeromycota; Glomeromycetes; Entrophosporales; Entrophosporaceae
Source: the annotation of a GenBank genome assembly
AUGAGUGGAGCUCCUACUGAUUUUUUAAAAAAUCAUCCAAUCAGUGAUGCAAAUAAAACACUCCAGGAACGAAUGGACUCCUUAAAUUCUGUUCUCUUAAAUUUCCUUUGCUAUGAUGUUAGGUUUGUAUGGAAAGUUCAUUCUUUAAGUAUUCAAGGAAUAAUGCCAGUUACAAUGCAAUCAUUGCAACUCGAUCUUUACUGA